UUAAAGUUGACUACAUAUUAAUUAAUCAAACACCAUUCAUAAAGUUUUCAAAAUACACUAUAGAAUUCUAAACUCACCUUCUCUUCCAAAAAUGAAAUCCUCAUUGCUUAAAGCUUUUCUUUUUCUCUUCUUCGUGUCAAAGUUUGCCGCAGGAGAUGUCCUCUUCUCUUCGGUGCCACAAUCUCUUUUCAUCGAUGCUUCUCCUACAGAAGGCCAAGUUUUAAAAGCCGGGGAAGACGAUAUAGUUGUUACAUUCGGAGUGAACCAAACUGCUGAAUUAUACAAGAAACUGAAGGUGAAGCUAUGUUAUGCACCAAUAAGUCAAGUGGACCGAAAAUGGAGAAAGACAUAUGACAAACUAAAGAAAGACAAAACAUGUCAAUUCACUAUAUAUGACAAACCUUAUGAGUCGAAUAUUGUCGAAGGAUUUAAAUGGAAGAUUGAGAAAGAUACACCUACAGCCACGUAUUUCGUGAGAGUGUAUGCGUAUAAUUCUAUCAACGAAGAGAUAGCUUACGGGCAAACCACGAACGAUAAGAAGACGGACAACUUAUUUAAGGUUCAAGGAAUCAGUGGGCGUCAUCUUUCAAUUGAUAUUGCAUCCAUUUGCUUCUCUGUGUUUUCUUUGUUUUCGCUAGUUGGAUUUUUCUUCAUAGAAAAAAGACAAUCUAAAAUCAAAAGUUGAUCCUAUAAUAGGUUUGCUUAAUGGCUUCCAAUUGAUGAUUCAGCUUUGCAGUUACCAGAAAUAUGAAUUACACAGAAAUUUAUAUAUCAUGAGACUUUUCAAAGGUUCGAAUGUAAGACUCUUCAACAAAUUAAUGUAUUUAUUUUCUAGAGUUAAAUGUAAGAAUGGUCCCUGUACUUUGUCCAUUUUUGUAAA
Molecule: messenger RNA, 880 nt
Organism: Erigeron canadensis
Lineage: Eukaryota; Viridiplantae; Streptophyta; Magnoliopsida; Asterales; Asteraceae
Product: high-affinity nitrate transporter 3.1-like
Exons: 2
Coding region: 92-685 (197 amino acids)
Biological process (GO): nitrate transmembrane transport; response to nitrate
Cellular component (GO): plasma membrane
Molecular function (GO): nitrate transmembrane transporter activity
Source: RefSeq, a predicted model, not a curated record